This is a messenger RNA of Trametes versicolor FP-101664 SS1, 1659 nucleotides long. RefSeq lists its product as uncharacterized. The transcript has 6 exons. Gene Ontology annotation, biological process: regulation of DNA-templated transcription. Bases 1 to 1659 code for a protein of 552 amino acids. The record is from RefSeq and is a predicted model, not a curated record. Gene Ontology annotation, molecular function: DNA-binding transcription factor activity; sequence-specific DNA binding. Lineage: Eukaryota; Fungi; Basidiomycota; Agaricomycetes; Polyporales; Polyporaceae.
AUGUCUCUCCUACUCUUCGCAGCUCCUCCCCUCCCAGCAGUCCACAAUCUCCGAUUCCCAGAGUGCCCACGACGAUCACCACAGCGUGAGUCCCGAUCUCCCAAGCAGGAGGACAAUGGCUCUCCCCAGGCGACGUUCCUCACCAAGCUCUACGCGCUCCUUGAGAGGCCCAAGAAGCACCACAUUAUCCGCUGGGAUUCCGCCGGAGAGCACAUCAUCGUCGAGCCGCCAGAGCAGCUCGUCCUUCAUUCGCGAUUUGCAAGCUUCUCCCGGCAAUUAAAUAUCUACGGCUUCAUGCGUAAGGUCAACCUGCGAAACGUUGACCCCGUGAUCGACGACCCUGACGCGAGCACCUGGUCGCACCCGACAUUGAACAGGCACUCCCCCGCAGAGGUUGUCGUGAACUUCAAGUGUCGCGUCCCUCCUCGCCUCCCGAAGCCGCGCAAGCGGGAGAACGAGAUGCCUCAAAUCCACCCACCGCGCUCUGCUAUCGGUAUGGGUCCCGUCCCGCUUUCCGUGCCUUCAGGGGAUUUAUCUCCGUACAAAGGUGGCCGUGCGGGCGGAUUCUCCUCCCCCGGCUCCUUCACGCCGCUCAGCCAGCCUGGCGCUCUUGGAUUGGGCACCAGCUACCCGCGUUCUACCCUUCCCCCUCUCAACGUGCCCUCCGACCCGUCGUCGCCUUCUUCGCACGGCAGCAUGUACUCCCACUCCUCUCAUACCCUGCACCCAGUUACCGCUUCUGAAGGUACCCAGUCCCCGUCUGCCUUUGGUUCGAUGACUUAUUCCAGCGCUGGCCGUGAAACGAUGAUGCUCCCCUUGCCAAACUCACAGUACCAGUACUCUGAGCAGCAGCCCAGCUGGUUUUCGUCGACGGGCGCGUCGCCCGCCACGCACUCUUCCAGCUCUCUUUCCAGUCUGCUGAACCCCAGCAGCAACAUCAGCAGCGGCUACUCCACCACCCGCCCCCAGCCUGCGGCUAUUAACACCUACACCUCCUCCUAUCCUAAGAUGGGACGCAGCCACCCCAGUGCGACUCCAGUUUCUCCUGACAGCCGGCCGACGUCUGGGUACUCCGCGGCCUCCUCUAUAUCGUCGCUUCCGACGCCGUACGAGGAGUCCAAUGCCCACCAGUUCGGCCACCACGACUACUCCCGGCCAGGGUCUGGGCACCAUAGGCCGAUGAGCCCGUCGUCGUCGCGCCCGCCAUCGUCGAAGUCCUGUUAUUCGACGAACAACGGGUCGUUGAGCAUCCGCAGGGAGCGGCGGCACGCCCAGGCAAUGUCGCCAUACCCAUCGUCCUACACCAAGCACCCUUCGCACCGCCCGUCUACCUCCCCUCACCCUGCGGACGAUCACUCCGGUAGCAACGGCAACCCUCGUGUGCGCAGCAUGAUCCAGCUGCCCUCCGUCGACUCUUACUCGUUCAACCCCUCGCAGGCGGAGUUCGCGUACGCCGCGGUCGACGACGACGGUCACGGUGGCCACGGACACGGCAUGUACGGCGGCCUUCUGGGCCAGCGGAGUGUGCGGCCGUCGACGAGCGCGUCGUCGCUCAGCACGAGCAGCUCGGCGGCGAACACGCCGGGAGGGGACGGAUAUGGCCCGAGCGGGGGAGAUGCGGAUAUCACCCGAUGUGAGUCAGUCUGCUUCGCUAUAUGA